This is a messenger RNA of Blastomyces gilchristii SLH14081, 2223 nucleotides long. RefSeq names its product DUF1275 domain-containing protein. The transcript has 2 exons. The record is from RefSeq and is a predicted model, not a curated record. NCBI's taxonomy places the organism in Eukaryota, Fungi, Ascomycota, Eurotiomycetes, Onygenales, Ajellomycetaceae. The coding region runs from base 227 to 1156 and encodes 309 amino acids.
UUUUUUUUUUUUUUUUUUUUUUUUUUCUUCUCGUUCAACGGGAGUGGAUAUGUCAUUUCUUCUCCGAUUAUCCCCCUGAACACAAAGCUCCCUUCAUUUCCUCAGACGGGGAGAUUUCAAAGUGUUUGUUGAGGGCUGUCCUCUCAACAUAAGAACGGUCACUGCCCAGCUGCAGAACGAAUCCCAACUGCGGUAACCACGUCAGUCCCCCCCAAUUUCACACAUCAUGAACCCAAAAGAGCUGAGCGUGCAGAUUUCCUUCGCCGUCCCCAAAGCACAGGAGGAUCGUGACUUUUCCAAGCCUAGGAAAAGUGAAAAUGACCUCCCCCAUCUCUCACGCAACUCCUCUUUCACGAUCGUUGACCCUGAGAGCUUCAUUUCAAACCUUCCUUGGCAUAGAAGGCUAUCUGACCACCUCAAGGAGGAGGUCGAUCCCGCGUGGAGUGACCUGCUUCUGUUAGCUUGCUCGUUCGCCAGCGGAGUGAUUGAUAGCCUAGCAUUCAAAGCGUGGGGGAGCUUCGCCAGCAUGCAGACAGGCAACAUCGUCUUCCUCGCCCUGAGCGUCUCAGGGGAAGAGGCCCCCCCCACCGUCCGCUGGCCCAAAUGCCUCAUCGCCAUCGCGGCCUUCCUCCUCGGAAUCCUCUUCUUCAUCCACGGGUCCCGCCUCCUCAACCCCCUCCGCCGCUCCACCCUCAUCACCUCCUUCACCAUCCAAACCCUCGCCAUGCUCCUCGCCUCAGCCCUCGUGCAGACAGGCCUCGUGCAACAUCAACAAGCGGCGCACGGCCCGACCCCAGGCCCAGGCCCAGGCCCAGACCGCAUAGCCUGGAUGGAAAUGAUCCCCAUCUCUCUCCUAGCAUUCCAGGCCGGCGGGCAAAUCAUCACGUCCCGGCUUCUGAAAAUGGACGAAAUCCCCACCGUCGUGCUAACGACGGUUCUCUGUGAUUUGCUGAUUGAUCCGCGGCUGCUUGCGAACCCUAACGCGGCCAGGAAUCGGCGAAUCGGUUCGUUUGGUGCAUUGUUUGUGGGCGCGAUGAUCUCGGGUCUGCUAUCUAAAAAGGCAGGGGUGGCGAGCUCGUUGUGGCUGGCUACGGCGGUUAAAGGGGCCGUUACGCUUUGUUGGGUGGUAUGGAAGCCGAAAGAGAAUGGUUGGUGACGAUUGUAUGAUAUGACACGGGAUGUCGAUUGAGAUGCUUUCGCUCUGGCAUAUUAUCUGACAACGGUUUUGCGUCCAACUGGUUUAUUUCACUCUUAUCUUUACGUCGUGUUUUCUCUUAACAACCCCUGUCUUGCUCUCACCCUUGUGCUAAUCCUAUUUAGGCUUAGUGCCAGGUAGGUGGUUUGGGUGGUUGCAACUUUCGAGAUAGAUAGUAGGGACAGCUUCAAUUGCUCAAUAGUUCUUUUUACCUCACCGUCGGUUUGAAAGAUUGAAACAAAACGUGUAAUGAGUUGAGAUUGGUUGUUAGAGGCAUAACCCCCCAGAUAUGAUCUAUAUCUACAGAAAAGUUAAGGCGACGCACUCUGAAAAUUGCGAGAAAAGAAAAAAAAAAAAAAAGAAAAAAAGACAGUUACUUCCGAUACCAAAUCCUCGUAGUCCUCGACUUCACAAUGAGCUUCCUGCGCACCACCGAUAUAGCAUACAUAAGCGCCUCAGCCGUCGGAGGACAACCGGGGAGGUACACGUCCACGGGCAGCAGCCUAUCCACGCCACGUACCACACUGUAGCUGUAGUGGUAAUACCCGCCGCCGUUGGCGCAGCUGCCCAUGCUAAUCACCCACUUCGGGUCCGGCAUCUGGUCGUAGACCAGCCGCAGCGCGGGGGCCAUCUUGUUUGUCACCGUGCCCGCGACGAUCAGCAGAUCCGACUGGCGAGGCGAGGCGCGGAAGAUGGUGCCGAGCCGGUCCUGGUCGUAUCGCGGCAUGGAGACGGCCAUCAUCUCGAGCCCGCAACAUGCUAGUCCGAGUGAGAUUGGCCAGAGGGACGCUUGGCGACCCCAGUUGGCUACUGCGUCGAUGCUUCCGCUGUGGGGGGAAGAGAACGAUGGGUUAGCAUGGGAUGGGGAAUAUGAUUUUGAUAUGUUGCAGCAGAUGCAAGGCUGGGAAAUAAGGCGAUAGAGACAGUAACUAAUACAAAAGAACGUAUUUUUUUAUCUAUCCGUCUAAAACGAAUGAGGAGAGAGAGAUAGCAGUAAAAGAAAAAAAAAAAAAAAAAAAAAAAAAAAA